AUGCUUAACAUAGCCACAAACCUUGCCAACGGCGUCGCUGAGGUUCUCAGCAAUGAUCUGUUCCCUCUUGCUGCAUUUACGGCCGCUGUUGCUAUUGCCAACGAAUAUGAGGAGGAGCCCCAAAUGCUCCCCAGAACCGGAGCCCGCGCUCAGUUUAGCCUGCCACCCAGAAACGAACCAUCUGUUGACUUCGAUCCAGAGUCUCCAAGAGAGCCAUCACCAAUACCUGGGUUUUAUGACGACGAAGAAGAAAUAGAAGACCUGGAGAAGCAAUUAUUCGGUCAAGAACACGGUCAACUCAACUCGACAGAUCAGCCUUCAGACACAGAAGAGGAGAUAGAAAAGUGGAUUGAAUCACAGGGAGAAAUCGAAAUCAAUGACACAUGCGAGAAUGAGAACAAUCCAAAUGAUGUAGAAGCAAGUUCGACUUGGAGCAACUCCACAUCGUCAGACGAGAGUGAUCUUUCAGCACAUUCCAACCAAGAUGAUAAAGUGGACGCCUUUUCAACAGAGGGUCUGGAGCACCUUCGCAAUAUCAGGGUUUAUCUGGGGCUUGAGCCCGACGAGACCCCACUUGCAGUCUUGUAUAAGCUGGCGCGCUUCCGAGACCAGCUCUGGGAAGAUCGGGGCGACAAAACGAAAGACGGGAUCAGAAGUUCUUACUUCGGCGAAGAAUACGAACCUCUACCGUUCAGCCGGCAGCAUGAGAUCAUGCACGAGAGCUUCCUCGCUCAAGUGAAUAUCAUUGACUGGGUCGGUGUUCUUUCGAAUCACGCCCAAACUAUCUCAGAGCAGGAGUUUGACAUCAUCGAGGAUUUCCUCGCUAUCAUGUACGGUCAGCGGGAAUGGACAGGCUCUGAAUAUCCGGAGAGAGAAGGCAGAUCACGCCAAGAGAUCGCUCAAUGGCGAGAAAGAUAUUAUCUUCACGGGGAGCGCGAUCGAUCGAAAUUGAGAUUCCCUGUAAGAAAAUCGUUUGAUGGCAAACCAGCGGAGUUACCUCCGGAAGCAGACUGGAACGACUUCACACAAAUGGUGAUGAGAUUGCCCGACGAAGAACGCCACAAUAUGCUGUCUACGAAGGACGAAGCCAUCAGGAAAUCGGAGGUGAAUAUGAAACUCCAGCAUGCCCUCGCUACCGGGCACUUCCUGGCCAUCCAAGACGACAUCCGCAAGGGUGUCGCGCUACUUCAGGCUCUGAACAGUCAAGUCAACGACAGUUUCUUCAUUCUGGGGAAAUCUAUCGAUUUUGUCAUGCAGGAGCAUGCGGAUCUGAUCCUGCCACAGACAUUCCCUGACCGAGUCAUCGAAAUAUCUGCCUAA
Molecule: messenger RNA, 1320 nt
Organism: Neoarthrinium moseri
Lineage: Eukaryota; Fungi; Ascomycota; Sordariomycetes; Amphisphaeriales; Apiosporaceae
Exons: 3
Coding region: 1-1320 (439 amino acids)
Source: RefSeq, a predicted model, not a curated record